Lachancea meyersii CBS 8951 is the source of this 4974-nucleotide messenger RNA. Lineage: Eukaryota; Fungi; Ascomycota; Saccharomycetes; Saccharomycetales; Saccharomycetaceae. The record is from the annotation of a GenBank genome assembly.
AUGAGUGAUCUACCAAUUGACUUCACGGAGCUGGUAGACUUGACGUCGAUUGGGAUUUCCCCCCAAUCCCUCGACUUCAGAUCGACCACGUUCGAAAGUGACCGGUUUGUCACGGUCAGAGAGACCAACAACGGCACGAACUCAGUGGCAAUCGUGGACCUACAAAAUGGGAAUCAGGUCAACCGCAAGAAUAUGGGCGGUGACUCUGCUAUCAUGCACCCUACGCAGAAUGUUAUUUCCGUGAGAGCGCAGGGCACGGUGGUGCAGAUCUUCAACCUCGAUACCAAGACCAAGUUAAAGUCGUUCACGCUGGAGGAGCCCGUGCUGUUCUGGAAGUGGCUCAACAACGACACCCUGGGGUUCGUCAGCGCAAACUCGUUGUAUAUCUCGAAUGUGUUCGAUGGAGACACCACCAGACAGCCCACAAGACUUACCCAAAGACACGCAAAUUUGAGUAACGCGCAAAUCAUCAACUUCAUCGCAAACGCACGACUCGACUGGUUUGCUGUGGUUGGUAUCAUUCAAGAAGAAGGCCGCAUUGCGGGCAAAAUCCAACUUUUCUCCAAGGCCCGCGGCAUUUCGCAAGCUAUCGAGGGCCAUGUCGCCAUUUUUUCCAAGAUUUUGCUCGAGGGCAACUCCAGUCCAGUCCAAGUCUUUGUGACCGGUAACAAGACCGCCUCCGGCACGGGUGAACUGCGGAUCAUUGAAAUCGACCACAACGCUGCCAAUCCCGUAGCUUAUCAAAAGAAAAACGUCGACAUCUUCUUCCCACCAGACGCCGUUAACGACUUCCCUAUUUCUGUCCAAGUUUCCGAGAAAUAUGGCGUGGUUUACGUCUUGACUAAGCACGGUUUCAUUCACCUGUAUGAACUGGAAACAGGUGCAAAUCUGUUUGUCAACAGAAUCACUGUCGAACCGGUGUUCACCGCUACGACGUAUGACGAAAAGAAUGGUAUCGCAUGUAUCAAUCGCAAGGGUCAAGUGCUGGCGGUCGAGAUAUCAAAGGAGCAGAUUGUUCCUUAUGUACUUGAGAAACUUUCAAAUGUGUCACUGGCAUUGACAAUGGCCUCUAGAGGUGGCUUGCCCGGCGCUGAUGAUCUGUUUACCAAACAAUUCGACUCUUUGUUAGCUUCUGGUGAUUAUCAGAAUGCGGCUAAGGUCGCGGCCUCUUCACAACAGCUGCGUACUCAGACGACCAUCAACAGACUCAAAAACAUCCAAGCUGCUCCUGGUGCCAUCUCUCCAAUUUUGCUUUACUUCUCCACUCUAUUGGACAAGGGAAAGUUGAACAAGUACGAGACCAUAGAAUUGGCCAAGCCUGUUUUGCAACAAGACCGGAAACAACUUUUUGAGAAAUGGCUGAAAGAAGACAAGCUCGAAUGUUCCGAAGAGCUCGGUGACGUCGUCAAGCCGUUCGAUACAACACUGGCCCUCGCAUGUUACCUGAGAGCCGAAGUACAUUCCAAGGUAAUUACGUGCUUGGCCGAGCUUCAACAGUAUGACAAGAUCUUGCCCUACGCUCAAAAAGUGGGCCACCAGCCCAACUAUGUGAUCUUGAUCUCCAACUUAUUGCGGUCGUCGCCUGACAAGGCCGCAGAGUUUGCCACGAGCCUUCUACAGUCGCAGGAAACUGCGUCAGAGCUGGAUGUCGAAAAGAUUGCUGACAUCUUUUUCAAUCGGAACUUUGUUCAACAGGGUACCUCUUUCCUCUUGGACGCGCUGAAGGGCGACACUCCAGAUCAGGGUCAUUUACAGACUCGUGUCUUAGAAGUAAAUUUGCUUCAUGCUCCACAAGUUGCAGAUGCUAUUUUGGGCAAUUCGAUUUUCAGUCAUUACGAUAAACCCACCAUUGCGUCCCUUGCAGAGAAGGCAGGCCUUUAUCAAAGAGCUCUCGAGAACAGUACUGAUAUUAAAGAUAUCAAGCGUUGUAUCGUUCAUUGCAGCUCCAUACCCGCAGACUGGCUUGUCAAUUUUUUCGGAAAGAUCAACGUGGAACAAAGUCUGUCUUGUCUAAAAGCUCUCUUAGAUGAUAAUUUGCAAGGAAAUCUACCUAUUGUCAUUCAAGUCGCGACAAAGUAUUCAGACUUGUUGGGCUCUGAAGUUCUUAUUAAACUGUUCGAGGAUUAUAGAGCUACAGAGGGCUUGUACUACUACCUAGCUUCUUUGGUGAAUUUGACCGAAGAUAAAGACGUUGUGUUCAAGUUUAUUCAGGCUGCAGCAAAAAUGGGUCAAUACAAAGAAGUCGAGAGGGUUGUCAGAAGCAACAACGUUUACGAUCCUGAGCGGGUGAAAAAUCUGUUGAAAGAUUUGAGACUUCCUGACCAAAUGCCGCUGGUCAUUGUCGCCGAUCGCUUUGGCUUCAUUCAUGAUCUGGUGCUAUACCUUUACAAGGCUCAAGAUUUUAAGUUUAUUGAGGUGUACGUUCAGCAGGUAAACCCCUCCAAAACACCACAAGUUGUUGCAGCCUUGCUGGAUGUUGAUUGUGAUGAAAAAGCCAUUCAAAACCUGUUGAUGUCCGUUCUGGGCCAAGUUCCUAUUGGCGAGCUCACCAAGGAAGUCGAGAAAAGAAACCGACUCAAGAUCUUACUACCAUUUUUGGAGGAGACAUUGCGUCAAGGAGCUCAGGACCAAGCUGUUUACAAUACACUGGCUAAAAUCUACAUCGACUCGAACAACUCACCCGAAACCUUUUUGAGAGAAAACAAUGAAUACGACACGCUGGAUGUCGGCCAUUACUGUGAGAAGAGAGACCCAUUCCUUGCUUACAUUGCUUACGAGAAAGGUUCCAAUGAUGAAGAUCUCAUCAGAAUUACAAACGAGAAUAGCAUGUACAAGUACCAGGCGAGAUAUCUAUUAAAAAGGUCCGAUCUUCACUUGUGGAAUACGGUGUUGAGCAAUGAAAACAUGCAUAGGCGUCAACUAAUAGACGCUGUUGUGGGAGCAGGCAUUGGCGAAUUGACCGAUCCUGAGCUGGUUUCCAUGACUGUGCAAGCUUUCAUGAGCAACAACUUGAAAGGUGAAUUGAUUAGCUUGCUGGAGAAAAUUAUCUUAGAGCCUUCACCAUUUAACGACAAUCCAGCUCUUCAAGGCUUAUUAAUGCUAUCAGCUAUAAGGUAUGACCAAUCAAAGGUAGCCGAUUACAUCGAGAAGCUUGAGGGGUACGACGUUGAUGAGAUCGCUCCUAUGUGCGUGGAGAACGGUUUGAACGAGGAGGCUUUCCAAAUAUACAACAAAAACGAGAAGUAUAGCAAAGCUCUCCAAGUGCUGGUCGAGGAUAUCAUGUCCUUGGAUCGCGCUGAAGCCUAUGUUGAGAAGAUGAACCAGCCUGAACUAUGGCCUCAGCUUGGUGCUGCUCAACUAGUGGGGCUAAGAAUUCCCGAGGCCAUUGACUCGUAUAUCAAGGCCAAUGAUCCAUCCAAUUAUGAGAACGUUAUUGAUGUCGCUGAACAAGCUGAGAAGUACAAAGAGCUGAUCCCGUAUCUAUUGAUGGCUCGUUCGUCUUUGAAGGAGGUCAAAAUAGACAACGCUUUGAUUCUUGCGUAUGCUGAAUUGAACAGGUUGCAUGAAAUUGAAAACUUGCUGAACACAUCUACUGUUGCGGACUUGGACUCUGUUGGUGUUGAACUUUCUGAAAGAAAGAACUUCAAAGCAGCCAAACUAUGCUUUUCUGCCGUUUCCAACUACUCGAAAUUGGCCACCACCCUUGUUUAUCUAGAGGAAUACCAGGCUGCAGUCGAUACAGCAAGAAAGGCCUCUAAUGUCAGAGUAUGGAAAGAAGUCAGUGACGCCUGUGUGGACAACACAGAAUUCAGACUUGCUCAAAUUUGUGGUCUUAAUCUCAUUGUCCAUGCUGAGGAGUUAGACGAGUUGGUGGAGAAAUACGAGUCUCAUGGCUAUUUUGAAGAACUCAUCUCACUCUUCGAAGCUGGUCUUGGUCUAGAAAGAGCUCACAUGGGAAUGUUUACGGAAUUGGCUGUCUUGUACACCAAGUACGAUUUCCGCAAGACCUAUGAACAUCUCAAGCUUUUCUGGUCCAGAAUUAAUAUUCCUAAAGUGAUCAGAGCAGUUGAGGGAGCACAUUUGUGGAGAGAACUAAUCUUUCUAUAUGCUCAUUAUGACGAAUGGGACAAUGCAGCCCUCACCAUGAUUGAAAAAUCGGCCAAUGACUUUGAUCACUCAUACUUCAAAGAGAUUAUUGUCAAGGUAUCAAACCUCGAAAUUUACUACAAGGCCAUCAAUUUCUAUGUCAAAGAGCACCCCUCUUUACUCAUUGAUCUGAUGACCGUUCUAACAUCGAGAUUGGAUAUCCCAAGAACUAUUCGUAUUUUCACCAAGUCAGAUAACUUACCGCUCAUCAAACCGUUUUUGGUCAAUGUUCUGCCAACAAACAACUCGGUUGUUAACCAGGCCUACCACGACCUCAUGAUCGAAGAAGAGGACUACAAGGCUCUCCAGGAUGCUGUUGACUCGUAUGAGAAGUUUGACCAGCUGGAACUGGCUGGUCGUCUGGAAAAGCACGAUCUUAUUUUCUUCAAAAAGAUUGCUGCCCAGCUUUACCGCAGGAACAAGAAGUGGGCCAAAAGUUUGGCCAUUUACAAAGAAGAAAAGCUUUGGUCUGAUGCCAUUCAGACCGCGGCGAUUUCUCAGAGCACCGAAGUUGCUGAGGAGCUACUUGGCUAUUUUGUUGAAACUGACAACAGGGAAGCCUUUGUUGCACUGCUAUACACCGCAUACCACUUGAUAAGAUACGAUGUUGUUUUGGAAUUGGCCUGGUUGAACUCUUUGGGCGAUCUCAUCAAACCGUAUGAAAUCUCUGUUAAGAAGGAGCAAUUCGUUACUGCUCAAAAGUUGCUAGAAAAGUCUGAGAAAGGUGAAAAAACUAGUGACGGAGACAACAAAGACGAACCUCUACUUCUCACAAAUGGCUCUAUGAAUUACCAGGCUACCGGCCAGGUUUUUGGAAAUUUCAUGUAA